This is a messenger RNA of Vicia faba (fava bean), 663 nucleotides long. The record is from the annotation of a GenBank genome assembly. Lineage: Eukaryota; Viridiplantae; Streptophyta; Magnoliopsida; Fabales; Fabaceae.
AUGCAGGUUGUAUGUCAAUCGUCAAGAAAGAGAAAUCAAGUUGCCUCUGAAGAUCUCAAGAAGGAUCAGAAGCCACCAAAGAAGAAAGUUGUGGCAUUUAAGGAUGUUCAAAAGGAAAUAAAGGAAGUUGUAUCCUCUUCUGUCUUGAUGUCUACUAAGACAAGAAGUGGAGCAACGCCUCAAAAGGGAUCGAAAAGGCUGACAUCUGGUCUUAAGUACAAGGCUGCCGCAAAUCCAUCAGAUGCUGAGAUUUUUAAUCAACAAAUAAAAGAAUUUGAAGCUACAACCAAAGCUUUUUUGAGGAAAGACGAUGGAUCUUAUGUUUUUCAACCAACUGGUUCAGAUGUUGAAGAUAAGGAAGAAACUACUGCAGAAAGUACUUUUGAACAAGAUGCUAAAACUGUUUCAGAACCUACUGCUGUUCUGGAUACUUUUAAUGCAUCAUCUUUACUAGAUGAUCUGUCUAGACAUAUUGCCUCAUCUAGUCAGAGACAAGAGCAAUUAGAAGCUAAAUUGGCUUCUAUUGUUGGCACUCAAGAAGUCAUGGCUGCUAAGCAAGAUGUGAUGGAAGAUCAGUUGAAGAAUGUGAUUACAAGACAAGAUGAAAUGAGUUCUGAUUUGAAAGCUGUCUUGGAAAUUCUGAAGCAAAACCCUAGGUUUUAG